AUGUACCCCUCGCCCGUGCCGCCGCCGCCCCCGCCGCCGCCGCCGCCCCCGCCGCCGUUGUCGGCCCCCCCGGCGCGCCUGGCCCCCAGCACCCCGCCGCCGGCGGCCCGCUCGCGCAUUCCCCUCGAUGUCGAGGAAAUCAUCAUCCUCUCCUCCUCGCCUCCCGAGCCGGAGGACGAUGCCCAGCGGCUUCCCCACAGCCUGUCCGACGGGGCGGCCUCCUCCCCCGGCUGCGCGACACAAUUCACGCCGCUCUCGCGCCGGCACCGGCCCUGGGCCAGCAUGCCGACCGGGGGCCUUGGCCUGGGCACCGAUUCGCUGGCGGCCCCCCUGCUGGAUGAUGGUCCCCCCUCGGACCAUGCCCCGGGCCGGCGGGCGUCCCCCUCGCCCGAUGGCACCGGCACGCUGGCCACCUCCACCAUCACCUACGCCAGCAGUGCCCUGAGCGAGCAGCUCGGCGACAUUCGAUCUCUCUGGUCCCGAGGCCACGAGCCGGAGGUGGCCCUGGCCCGACAGCUGGCCGUCCUCCAGCGCCAAUUGAUGGUUGCCCACCCGCCGCCAGGGGCUGGCCUGCUGGCCGGCCCCGCCGGCGCCGCCCCGCGCCCCGGCCCCCCACCGCCGGCCGGCGUCUCUUCACAUACCCCCUGCUCGCCGGAGACAUCGCCCACGGCUCCGGAGCGAGAUCCCCUCUUUUCCCUGUCCCCCUCGUCGCAGGUGUCCUACGAGCAGCGCCACGGCUCGCCACGCAUCAAGGCCGAGCCCCUGACCUCGCAGCCUUUUUCCGCCUCGGCCGGCUGCCCCGAGGAGUAUGCCGGCCUGCUGCUGGCCGACCUGGCGGACCAGAGCGACCUCAUGCUCCAGGACUUUAUCGACAGCGUUUCCAGCAGCAAGCCCACCGGCCUGCUGUCCUUUCCCCCGCCACCGGCCCCGGCUGUGGCUCUGGGCAUCGGGCCGCGGCCCCCCUACCUGCGACAGCCUGCCCACCACCCGAGGCCACACCCCUCACAUGGAGGGCCAUCCCCGCGACCGGGGAUGCCCACGCCCCCGGGGCCGCCUGCACGCCCGGGGCCAGCCACCUAUGUGGCCCCGCCCGCGCACCCGGGGCCACCUGCACAUUCAACGCGCCUGGUGCGCCCUCCCCCAUCGUAUGCCCCCGGCUCCGGGCCAUCUGCCACACCGGCAGCCCGCGGGGGCUCUUCCACCACGGCCCCCUUUGCCAGCACACCCGCGCCAUACCUCCAAACCCGGACCAGCUCCCUGCCCGGGGCGGUCGUCUCAUCGGAGGAUGUCCUCCACACCUUCCCGGGCCUCAGCCCGGCCGACAUUCUCUCCCUGCUUGACGACUUGGACGACCUCGACGGCUGCGCCUUCGACGAAUAGAGCCACACAAUCCUUGCCGA
Molecule: messenger RNA, 1400 nt
Organism: Fonticula alba
Lineage: Eukaryota; Rotosphaerida; Fonticulaceae
Exons: 3
Coding region: 1-1380 (459 amino acids)
Source: RefSeq, a predicted model, not a curated record